Acanthochromis polyacanthus (spiny chromis) is the source of this 862-nucleotide messenger RNA. RefSeq lists its product as uncharacterized. The transcript is spliced from 2 exons. NCBI's taxonomy places the organism in Eukaryota, Metazoa, Chordata, Actinopteri, Pomacentridae. The record is from RefSeq and is a predicted model, not a curated record. The coding region runs from base 104 to 844 and encodes 246 amino acids.
ACACACAGCAACACAACUUAAAGCAGCAACACGACGACACAAACACCGUGUCUGCCGACAUCACAACACCACGAGGAAAAGUCAGAACAGUCGGACGGAAAACAUGAACAAAAACAGCUUUGAUAGAACAGAGAGGCAGGUACACGUGUGUUCAGGUACAGGUGUGUUCAGGUACAGGUGUGUUCAGGUACAGGUGUUCAGGUACACGUGUGUUCAGGUACACGUGUGUUCAGGUACAGGUGUGUUCAGGUACAGGUGUGUUCAGGUACAGGUGUGUUCAGGUACAGGUGUGUUCAGGUACACGUGUGUUCAGGUACAGGUGUUCAGGUACACGUGUGUUCAGGUACAGGUGUGUUCAGGUACAGGUGUGUUCAGGUACAGGUGUGUUCAGGUACAGGUGUUCAGGUACACGUGUGUUCAGGUACAGGUGUGUUCAGGUACAGGUGUGUUCAGGUACAGGUGUGUUCAGGUACAGGUGUGUUCAGGUACACGUGUGUUCAGGUACAGGUGUUCAGGUACACGUGUGUUCAGGUACACGUGUGUUCAGGUACAGGUGUGUUCAGGUACAGGUGUGUUCAGGUACAGGUGUGUUCAGGUACAGGUGUGUUCAGGUACACGUGUGUUCAGGUACAGGUGUGUUCAGGUACAGGUGUGUUCAGGUACAGGUGUGUUCAGGUACAGGUGUGUUCAGGUACAGGUGUGUUCAGGUACACGUGUGUUCAGGUACAGGUGUGUUCAGGUACACGUGUGUUCAGGUACACGUGUGUUCAGGUACAGGUGUGUUCAGGUACGGUACCUCUCAGGAUCCUCUCCUCAUGGCAGCGCAGAAAGUCCCAAAUCCUGACGGUUCCGUCGUCUGAGC